AUGCAAAUUGCAGCAGCAGUAUCAACAGCAGCAGCAGCAGCAAGCCAUGACUCGGAGAACUGCAUGCAGGCAGCAGCAGCAGCAGCAGCAGUAGCAGCAGCAAGUGGCAUCGGGGCUGUAGCAGCAGCAGCAGUUACAACAGCAGCUGCAGCAGCAACUGCAGUAGUUGUGGCAGCAGCAGCUGCUGCUACAGCAGCACCAAAAGCAAUAGUGCAGCAGCGGCAGCAGCAGCAGCAGCAGCAGCAAGAUCAGCAACGGGGUUGA
Messenger RNA from Eimeria tenella, 264 nucleotides. RefSeq lists its product as uncharacterized. Bases 1 to 264 code for a protein of 87 amino acids. The transcript has a single exon. The record is from RefSeq and is a predicted model, not a curated record. NCBI's taxonomy places the organism in Eukaryota, Apicomplexa, Conoidasida, Eucoccidiorida, Eimeriidae.